CCCGUAAACGCGGCAGUCGUAUAGUUAAAUGAUACGGAUAUGUAAAUUUUCGCGGCAGUACGAGGGUUUUUGUGAAUUGAAGAUGAACUGGUGUAUUUUAGUUUUGAUGGUUUUUUGUUUGAAGUUAGUGAGUUGUCAGAAUGAUAAGGACAGGGAGAGCAGGGAUUUGGCGGCGUGGGGUGGAUCCUGGUCUAUUUAUCCUACUAUGGGCAGUUGGUCCGUACAAACUAGGAUACCUAUGACUCCUGAAUUUGCUGAUACCAGUCGAGACGUAGGUGGAAAGAAAGGAGGCAAAUACAGAAAGAAAUUCAAGAGAUUCAUUCUACCUCUACUUCUAGCAUACAAGCUCAAGUUUUUCACAUUGAUACCCGUACUCCUGGGAGGAUUGGUACUUCUAACUGGAGCUACAGGACUCGCAGGAUUUUUCUUUGCGUUAUUUGCAGCAGUGAUGGGACUUAAAUCAAGCGGAAGCACUCAUAGAGCGUUUAGACAUUAAAUAUUAAAUAUUUAAGUGAAUAAAGUGUUGUGUUCGUUGAAGAAAAAAAUCGUACUAAAAAUUUUGUAUUUAUUAUUUAUUUUAUUUAUU
This is a messenger RNA of Psylliodes chrysocephalus, 586 nucleotides long. The record is from the annotation of a GenBank genome assembly. NCBI's taxonomy places the organism in Eukaryota, Metazoa, Arthropoda, Insecta, Coleoptera, Chrysomelidae.